Nezara viridula (southern green stink bug) is the source of this 438-nucleotide messenger RNA. NCBI's taxonomy places the organism in Eukaryota, Metazoa, Arthropoda, Insecta, Hemiptera, Pentatomidae. The record is from the annotation of a GenBank genome assembly.
AUGGAUGUUGAAAAACCGAAGCCCAAAUAUUGUAGAGAAGUAAGGACACAAUUAAAUGAAUUCACUGGAGAAAUAAUUACUGUUGAUAAUGAAAGGAAACUUCAAGAUCUUAAUGAAGAAGAUUCAUUGUUUGAUACAUUUGACAUGGAUAUUGGUAAUGAAGAUUCAUGUGAUGGGUUUGAUGAUCUUGAUGGAUUGUUGUUUGAUCCAAUAGAUAUUGAGGAUACUGAUAAUAUUGAUCUAUUUAUAUCAAAAAAUGAUACUGAGCCUCUUAAAAAUAUACCACAUUUAAAUGAAGCAACUGGUGAAUUGUCUUUUGAUAUGGAAUCACAGAAUAGUAAUAUAAAUAUUUGGAAUUCAAAUUGUUCUUUUCAUGAAGAAGAAGCUGAAGAUCCUUACAGGCUGUUGUUAAAUGAAGUCACUGGUGAAUUUUCUUGA